Molecule: messenger RNA, 1738 nt
Organism: Clarias gariepinus (North African catfish)
Lineage: Eukaryota; Metazoa; Chordata; Actinopteri; Siluriformes; Clariidae
Product: tetraspanin-8-like
Exons: 10
Coding region: 282-1001 (239 amino acids)
Cellular component (GO): membrane
Source: RefSeq, a predicted model, not a curated record
UCAGGAAACACUGACUCACUGACACCCGAGACUGGCCCACAGAUCGGAUGUUUGUGAACCCUCAAAUAUUUGGAACUAUCUCGCUAUACAGUGUCUGCACUGCUACAUUUAGGACGGUUCUACAUUCCUUUGAAGAAAGCCACUGAUUCCAGAGUGAAGUAAGUAGAGCUCUUCACUCCUCCUCCAGACUGACUGUGCAACAGUUCUCCUCUGUGUUGCGUCAGCACUGUAGAUGGUUUAUUAGAGCUCUGUAUUUUUCCACGAGCACACCGUUUGCGAUCAUGGCGAAGAUCAGCUCGUGUUUCAAAUGGACCUUUGUCUUCUUUAACUCUCUUUUCGCAAUCUUUGGGAUUGUCAUUAUUGUCUUGGGUCUGCUCGGGCAGCCGUAUGCCGAGGAGCCAAAUGCCAGGACUGGAGUGAUCGUAUUUUAUGUGAUCGGUUCCAUCAUUUUCUGCAUUGCUGUUCUAGGAGCUUAUGGCGCACACAAAGAGAGCAAGUGCGCGCUGAUUGUGUUUUUCAUCCUUAUGUGUUUGGCGACGGCUGGCAUGUUGCGUUUCGCCAUUCCGCUAGCAAGUGCACGCCCAGAGAUUUACUCAAUUCUUAGAGAUCACUUCAAAACAGAAUCGAAUUUGACCGAAGAUCAGGAGCGUGCAUUAAACCCCAUUCAAGAACAUUUCCACUGCUGCGGACUCUUUAACGGCUACAGGGACUGGCGAGGUAAAGUUCCUGACUCAUGUAACUGCGUGAACCCGAACGCAGACGACACGUGUGAGAUGAUGUCCAGCAGAAGUGUCUGGUCCAAGCCGUGUGGCAUCCUUAUUACAGAAUAUGUAAUGGUCAUCACGAUGGCUGUGUUGUUCAGUCUCGCAGCACUUGCUAUUCUGGGAGGCCUGAUGUCUCUUGCGAUGAUCAUCCGUGUGUGUGCUUGUCCCGAAACUCAGCUGCCAUCAUUCCCGCUGUCAUACAAGCCACCGAAAUACACAGAAGUGAUUAACUAUUAACCGAGCAAUAUAACAGCUUGAGUUUGCGUAACUUUUUUAUAAGGUUUUUUUUGUUAAGCUGGUUGAGCUUCAUCCUGUCCACGUGUGCACAUUCCUAUCCUUCUACACGUCCUUCAUUUUACUGAAAGAAUGUGUGGAACAAACCGACAAGCCAAGCAACCUGUAUUGCAUUUUAUAUUCCUAAGAUUCUUAGAUGUUUUAUGCACAAGGCUUUGUGAUAUUUUAGGACUAAGAGAUAUACAUCUUUACUUUAUAUAUACAUUUUUUUAAGCUUUGACCGACCUUUAGAUUCGUUCAAUACAGGUACACUGCUUAAAAUCCUUCCUAUUCUGUUCUACUCAUCAGCCGGUACACUUAAUUAUAUAACCAGAAGACUGAUCUUAUCCCAUCACUGAUCCUAGCUCAUGGUAUCAUCAAUAAAUUAUGCAUUCGUUAUGUGCAUUUAGCCAAAAACACUGUGUUAGAAUGUAAGAAUGCACUAUUAUUUUUACUCGUAAAGUGUGUCGAGUAUAAAUGGCUAUAAGAUUCAAAAACAUAAUGUAUAUCUUCUCUGGGUUUCAAGAUCCAGUGCCAUGCCACAUCACACGUUUAUAUAAAUGUUGUCCCAGAGAGAACUGAUGCAGUUCAUACAAAAGCAAAUGUUUUUUUGUUAUUGUUUUAUGUUUAAUAUAAUAGUUUCAUGUUUAAAUGUCUGUUUUUUAUGCAUUUUUACGAAAAAUAAAAAGUAUAAAAAUCUA